This is a messenger RNA of Megalobrama amblycephala (Wuchang bream), 2482 nucleotides long. RefSeq lists its product as uncharacterized. The record is from RefSeq and is a predicted model, not a curated record. Bases 270 to 1085 code for a protein of 271 amino acids. The transcript has 2 exons. NCBI's taxonomy places the organism in Eukaryota, Metazoa, Chordata, Actinopteri, Cypriniformes, Xenocyprididae.
CAGGUUUGGUAGAACCAGACCAGGGUAGAAAUUUUGAGUCCCUGUUGAUACGCCAGUUAUGUGAGCUCUACGGUGUGGUGAAGUCUCGUACUACUCCCUAUCACCCGGCUGGUAACGGCCAGUGUGAACGUUUUAAUCGCACCUUACACAAUCUGUUGCGCACUCUGCCAGUAUCCAGGAAACGAGAUUGGGUGGCUUGUCUUCCCCAGGUGGUGUUCAGUUAUAAUAGCACUCCUCAUCAGGGCACAGGGGAAUCGCCACACUUUUUGAUGUUUGGUCAGGAGCCACGAUUGCCUGUUGAUUUCCUGUUGGGAAGAGAACCACAGGUAAGAGAAGGUAGUGUGCAUGACUGGGUCGUGGAGCAUCAAACGAGGCUCCAAGUGGCCUUUGCAGGGGCACGUGAACGAUUGCAGGUCAUGGCUGAUAGGCGCAAGGCCAAUCAUGAUCAGUAUGUCCGAGAUGAUCCACUGGUGGAGGGUCAGUUAGUGUACCUCCGCGAUUAUGGGGUAAGGGGCCGCCAUAAAAUCCAGGACCUGUGGAGCCCAGUGGUUUAUCAAGUGAUAAGGGCACCCAAGGAGGGUGGUGUAGUUUACACCAUUGCGCCUCUAGAUGACCUGACCAAGGUAAGGAAUGUGCAUCGUUCACUGUUAAAGCGUCGAGUCUGUAAAGAGACAGUGGUUGUUAAUUAUGGCAGUCCUUCACAUGACCCAGUUGUGGAAGCAUCAUUGGUUGAGGAAGAGGAUGAGGUAGAUUUACUAGCUUUGGUGCAAGAACGGAAUCAAGUUUGUGUUGAUCCAGAACUUGGUGGGCCGGCAUCUGGGGUGGAACUUGGUCCACAGGAGAGGGUGAGUGUUAUGGGAUCAACUCCAGUUAGUUUGCCAGGAUUGCAGGUUCCAGCUAGGGAUACAACCAGUUUACAGGAGUCGCAGCCUGAAGGCCUGGUUAGGGCAGAGGAGGGUGCCUUACGCAGGACGACACGUGCAAAUGCUGGCCAGCACCCAAACCUGCAUCACCUCCCCCGUUCAGUGGGCGAAACUGGUGAGGUUUAUUUGCAGCAAAUGCAUGCCAUGGUUAGGCAUUUUUAGGCCUUGGGAUUAGGUAAUGCUGACCUUUAGUAGCAGGACCGUCGGGGCGACGAUCCGUGAGUGGGGGGUAGAUUGUAGUGGGAUGAACGGUGUGCGUUCUUUAAAUUGGCCACAAGUGCACGAAUUGUCCAAUCAUAUACUUUCACGGCUAUAUAAAAGGGGACUUUUAAAGCACUAUUGUGUCUUUGCUCACCGCUAUGCGUCACUGCCCGAGGCCCGCCCAUUCCGGUUUUUGGCUCUUUCCGUCUGUCAGUUUCCGACGAAAAUCAUUCAUAGUGUUUGGUUGGCGGCUGCCCUCUCACUCAACAUGCUCCUGCUGUGAUUAUAUCCUUUUGUGGGUUUGAUGUCCGAGUGUGCGUACGGACUGACUCGUGACUACAGCGACAAUAUGGAGGUAUGUGUAACUAUCACUAAGGUCUAUACUUUUUUUACGUGGUAAGUAAUUUAAUGUUUACAUUUUUUUUUUUUUUAGGAAGAAUAGCUGAUUUUAGGAUCCAUUGCACGUCGUGCAGCCUGUGGGGCAACAUUCUUUGAUGCUGCUGUUUUGUUUACGUUUGUUUCUGUGAUCUGUCUCCGACUAUUCAAGGUCACCAUCGGCGCGAUAGCGCACUGUUCAUUGGUCCUUCUCGUUGGGUCAGCACUUUUGUGUAUUUUGUUGUUCAAGUUUAUUUUUCAGUUAUUCAUUUGUUUACUUGGUUUAUUUUGUUGAUUAUUUGUGUUAAUCAUUUGUAUGUAUUUUUUUUUGUUUAAUUUUGUUGUUUAAUAUGUAUUUUGCUCAUGUUUUGUUGAUUAUAUCAGUAUGGCACUGGGAGCGAACAUCUCCCAUUGAGACUGUUCCUAACCUUCAUCAGUAGGUCUUGAUCUUCUGGUCUCAUACUUAUAGUCCUAUCUGUUUGUGUUACUUCAAUUAAAGUAUUUAUUAUUAUUAUUAUUAUUAUUAUUUUCUCUUGUGUUUGAGGUUUUGGGUUAAUUUUUGCUUCUUGUUGUAGGAACCGAGGCUUCAGGCAGGUCGCUGGUUGGCCCUCGUGUGCGGUGGUGGGACUCUGUCACGGAGUGCUGUGUGUUCACGCUUGACGUGAGUGAGUGUGUGUGUGUGUGUGUGUGUGUGUGUGUGUGUGUGUGUAGUGAGACCUGUGCACCUGGUGGUAAGAUCUUUUGCGAUUAUUGUAGCCGUGUGCUCAUCACACUAGUUACCUGCCCUAGGUAAGCCUCGGUUUCCAUUUGGUUGUUUUUGUUUUCUUUGUUUUUUUUCUUUCUUCAUCCAUCUCCAUAUAAAAUAUGCCCAGCCUGCAGGAAUGUUUUAAGAUUUGUGCUUGAUUAUUGUUGAAAUAAAGUUUUGUAUUUUGUUAUCCACGUCUCAGGCCUCCAUAUUUGAAACCACGUUCUUGUAUGCCCAU